This is a messenger RNA of Moneuplotes crassus, 1716 nucleotides long. The record is from the annotation of a GenBank genome assembly. NCBI's taxonomy places the organism in Eukaryota, Ciliophora, Spirotrichea, Euplotida, Euplotidae.
AUGUUAUCAAAAGCUGUUUUUAGGAACUUCCUAACUACGAGUCGGCCCUUGUGAGCUAGGCUCACUCGGGCGAUGGCCCAUGUUAGGGCCAUCAGGUGCCAGAGCCUCUUCACAGGCUAUGUAAGCAGUGGGAUCCCAACUAGAGCAUUCUCAACCCAAUAUUCCUUUGACAACACGAUAAACGAGGAAGCCGAAGCUGAAGAGAUGAAGAAAUAUGAAGCAGAGAUGACUCCAUUCAUUAGCUCAAUAGAGGAAUUCAUUACCAAAGACUUAGAACUUACCUCUGAAGCUCUAGAAGCCAGACUAAGAGCCUUCCAGUCUGUAGAAGAGUCUAUAGAGGAAGAUCUUUAUGAACUUCUGAUUUAUGUGACAUAUUACUCGCUUGAAAACCAUGUAGCUAGUCUCGCAGGGUUCGACUUCUUCUACUCAAAACUCAGGCACUUUUUAGAGAACCAUACAGCAAAUCCUAAAAUCCUGACAACUCUGUUCUUCUUCAACCAAGAAAUCUUCAAAAAUGCAGGUGAUAAUGAGGCUAUGCUUAGGGAAGAGAGGGAGAUGAACAUCUUAGCGGUCAAUCAAGUAGCUAAGAACUUCAAUCAAGCUACAGUCCUUGAUCUUGGCUAUGCAUUUCAAAUCGCUAUGGAAGGAAGAGAUCAAAUAUUCAAGCACAAGUUUUGUCAAAAAGUCGCCUCUCGCAUUGCCCAAAUAGAUGUUGAUACUUAUCCUAAACAAUCCCUGCGCUGAAUUCUGAACACAGUCUUCAAGCUGGGGCGUUCAGGCUAUGUCGGGCUGGAAUGAUGGGAAAACAUUAUCAAGUUAGUCAACAAGCAUUUACGAGAAGAAAGAGUUCUAUUCACAUUCGAUGAGCUACAAGUGACUUUAUCUAACUUUUUCCACAGAGACCUUCCCAUUGACAGUCUCAUAAACUCUUUAAUAGAAGACUUUAUCCAGCAGUUAGGCACUGAAGAUUUCACUCAUGACCAGUUCUUUGAUUUCGUCAUUAUUUUCUACGGCCUCAGAAUAAACGCUCCUGAAUUAUAUGACGAAAUGAUCAAUGCUUACAUCGAAAAAGGCUAUGAUGAGGACGAAUUUAGCAAAAUAGGUAAUUCAAAAGCAUGAAAGAUCUUCAAAGCCCUCUCAGAGCUCCAUCCAGACAUGAGCUCUCAGAGCUGCCAGCUAUUUCUCAGAUUCUGCUUGAAAUUCAUUCAGGAAAACUACACUGAUUUCACCACGAUGCAGAUUAAGCGAGCAGUGGACUUUUUUAAAGCCAUGCAGAUAUUCCAGGAAGACUCUGAAGCGACAGACAAAGAAGCUGUCCAAGAAAUUAUCAAAAGUGUCACAGAUUGUUAUGAGAAAAAGAAGCUUGAAAAACAUUUCAAAGAUUCAGGAAUCAACCUCCAAAUGACAACUGGAGAGACCAUCCUUAAAGAAGAAGAAGCAGCAGAAGAUCUAGAUGAAAUCUUUGAUGCAGAUGAUUCGGACGAGGAGCAGGAACCACCUUCCGAAAUCACCAAAGCUGAUAUCAAACGCAUGGCUAGCCCAGAGAAUACUUUAAAAAGUGUUGGGUUUGGAGAACUGUAUCAGAAAAAUCUACCAAACGUUUCCCCACCUGAAGUUGAGCUUCAUUCAGAUUUUGAAGAUCCCAAGUUGAAGGAGCUGACACAAAUGAUCGAUGAUAACUACAAAAAGUAUGGUAAUCUGAAUAAAAAGAGAUAG